Molecule: messenger RNA, 534 nt
Organism: Ipomoea triloba (trilobed morning glory)
Lineage: Eukaryota; Viridiplantae; Streptophyta; Magnoliopsida; Solanales; Convolvulaceae
Exons: 1
Coding region: 1-534 (177 amino acids)
Molecular function (GO): catalytic activity
Source: RefSeq, a predicted model, not a curated record
AUGAUCUGCAUCAUAUGGAAUUGCCAAGGUGCUGCGUCUAAAGCUUUUAGACGCACCCUCAAACAGUUUUGUAGGAGUUAUAAGCCAGAUUUGGUAUGUCUUUUUGAACCGAAAGUGUCGGGCGACCAAGCCAAUCGUAUCUGCAUUAGCUUUGGGUUUGAAGAAUGGGUCAGAGUUGAGGCGGUAGGCUUCUCAGGAGGAAUAUGGGUGUUCUGGAACCACACGGUAGAGAUCCAAGUAAUUAGCACACAUCCACAGUUCGUCAAUCUACAGGUUAAGGAAGGUAACGGCUUGCCUUGGGUGCUAUCGCUUGUGUAUGGCAGCCCCAACAUAUCCUUGCGAAGAAGAUUAUUUUCAGAGCUUACAUCCUCUAGCUUUAGUACCCAACCCUGCUGGUUGGCAUGCUGCGACUUUAACUCGGUAACAAGCAGUGAUGAAGUCAGUAACGCAGCUUGUUUCAACUCGUCAAGAUGUGCAGACUUCAACAAUUGGAUUUUCAGGGAAGGGCUUAUUGACUUAGGCUUCACAGGGUAG